AUGGCAUCGGGUGAUGAGAUAAAACAUCAUGAUCAUGAUUCUGAUGAUGAAAAUACUACAGCUCAUGGCUAUAAAGCUCCACAAAAAGUGGAUAUUAAUUCAAUUGUAAAAAAAGAUGAAGAUGAUGAAUCCUUAACACGUUAUAAAAAACUUUUAUUGGGUAAUUCAAGUACUAGUACACAAAUUCAAAAUCAAUUAAUUGAUGCUAAAGAUUCACGUAUUGUUUUACCAAUACGUAUAACACUUUUAUUUGAAAAUCAUAAACCUGAUAUAACAUUUGAAUUAAAAGGUUCAUUAGAACAAUUACGUGAUUUACAUUCAAAACGUACUGUAACAAUAAAAGAAGGUGAAUCUUAUCGAACACAAUUAGAAUAUUAUGUUCAACGUGAUAUUGUUACUGGUUUAAAAUUAGUUAGUAAAGUAUUAAAAGCACGAACAAUUACAGUUGAUAAAUCGAAAUAUAUGAUUGGUUCAAGAGCACCAAGUAAUGAAUUACAAACAUAUGUUAGUGAUCUUGAACAAGCACCAAGUGGUAUGCUAUCACGUGGAUCAUUUUUAGUUAAAUCGAAAUUAAUUGAUGAUGAUAAGAAUACAUUUGCUGAAUGGGAAUGGAAUCUUGUUAUUGCAAAAGAUUGGCAAUAA
Adineta steineri is the source of this 642-nucleotide messenger RNA. The record is from the annotation of a GenBank genome assembly. Lineage: Eukaryota; Metazoa; Rotifera; Eurotatoria; Adinetida; Adinetidae.